Messenger RNA from Mesocricetus auratus (golden hamster), 1480 nucleotides. RefSeq names its product major histocompatibility complex class I-related gene protein. Lineage: Eukaryota; Metazoa; Chordata; Mammalia; Rodentia; Cricetidae. The record is from RefSeq and is a predicted model, not a curated record. Gene Ontology annotation, biological process: immune response. Gene Ontology annotation, cellular component: external side of plasma membrane.
CCAAGGGCUCCAUGGAUGGCGGAGAACCUGGGACCUGAUCACUGGGAGAGGUACACUCAGCUGCUGAGGAUGCCGCAGACGUUCAAGAUGGAGCUGAGUCACCUACAGAGGCACUACAGCCACUCAGGCAUGAUUCUUCACACUUAUCAGAAAACGAUGGGCUGCGAGUUGUUGAAAAAUGGUAAUGCCACAGGUUUCCAAUAUGCAUAUGAUGGACAAGAUUUCAUCGUCUUCAAUAAAGACACCCUCUCCUGGCUAGAUAUUGUGGCUCACAUCACCAAGUGGACGUGGGAGGCCAAUCUGCAGGAGUUGCAAUGCUAAAAGAAUGCCUGGCUAUAGAGGUUCUUGGAGUAUGGAAAAGACACCCUAGAAGGAAUAGAGCCUCCAGUGGUCAGAACAAGUCGAAAGGAAACUUUUCCAGGGACUACAACUCUCUUCUGCAGAGCUCAUGGCUUCUACCCACCAGAAAGUUCCAUGACGUGGAUGGAAAACGGGGAAGAAUUGCCCAAAAGAGUGGGUUAUGGAGGCGUGUUUCCCAGUGGGGAUGGAACCUAUCAAAUGUGGGUGUCGGUUGAUCUAGAUCCUCAGAGCAAAGACAUUUAUUCUGGUCUCCAAAUGGUUCUUGAGGCCCCUCAGGAAUCAGAAAGCAUUCUUCUAAUGGUGAACAUGAUCUCUGGGACCAUAGUCCUCACCAUUGUCCUGGCUGGCGUUGGUGUUCUCACCUGGAAAAGGCUGCGAGAGUAAAAAGAAGUCAUCUACCAUCCCACUCAAAUCAGGGAGCACAGCUCUCCCUCUUAGGAGGGCACCCAGAUGUCUGUUGUCAGAAGUCUCGGCCAUACUCCUGACACAAUGGGGGAUUAGAGAAGUGAGCAUAUGUGAUAAGAAGACAGGAGCUACAAAUUGUUCAGGUUCUUGGUGGACUCCGUUAUCGCCAUCAGCUCUAAAUACAGUCUGUCUCAUGACCGAGCACCUCCCAGCAUCUUAUUUCUCCAUGGUGAUUACAAGGAGAUUACAGAAUCUUAGAGCUGCAAGGAACUUUUUCAUCCUAGCAGGAGAUGUCUUCCUAUAAUGCUGUAGGCUUGAGCAUCCUGCCUUCCCGUGACACCAUGUGCGGAGAUGCCAUUCCACCCCAACAGACUUUCUAGUUCAUCUUCUCUCGUGAGAGUGUUUACCAUGUAAGAACUUUGACUAUCAUGUGAAUCUCUAAGGAGGGUUGGAGCGGCCUACGAGAACAGCCAGCAAGUUUCUACAGCAGCCUGCGAAUGGACUAAUCGUUAAAUGCAUAUCGUGGCCCAACAGGAAAAAGAAGCAUCCUGUUCCUGACGACUCUAUCAUGCAGCUUGGAAUAUUGGAAGUGGGUCUGACUAGAUCUAUGGCAAUGGCUUCACUUUUACCACUUCUGUGAGAAAUUAGAACAGUAAUUUGUCAGCCGGGCGUUGGUGGCGCAUGCCUUUAAUCCCAGCACUCGGGAGGCAGAGGC